This is a messenger RNA of Cylicocyclus nassatus, 748 nucleotides long. The record is from the annotation of a GenBank genome assembly. NCBI's taxonomy places the organism in Eukaryota, Metazoa, Nematoda, Chromadorea, Rhabditida, Strongylidae.
AUGGAUGAGCAUGUUGCUUCUUUUUGGAUAAACUGGAAUGGUUUUUCGAACCUUGUUGUUAUGGCAGUGCAUUUUGGUGUAUAUGCGCUGGUCAUGAAGAAAGAGAAGAAACAACUUGAACUGGGAAGAGUUGUGAACGAAACAAACGAAAAGCAGGCAUUGAUAUCACUGAUGUGGCUGGUUACAAUCUUUGCAUUCACUUGGUGUACUUGUAUGUUAUCGCAAGCGGUUGUUUCGUGGAUGCCAAAGUCAGAACUGACCUUGUUCGUGGAAAGUUAUGCUUUUAUCUUUGGGAUGAUGGCCUACUCCGCAAACUACUACGUUUACUUCGCAAGAAACCGAUCCUACCGUGUCGUAUUUCUAGAACAGUUAGGAUGCCUGUUGCCUAGCAAAUUCCGAAACGAAGCAAUCUUGAGAGGAGUCCCUCAAAGUUUCCCGACCUUGCAUGCAACUAGCCGAAAACAGUCGAUGCCGGGUCCCAAUUUUCAACCUGACAAUGGAAUGCCACGAACAACUAGCGCUGUUAUACCAAGAGUACAAAAUUCCGCCUUAGCCAGAAGGAAACUAUCAGAGGAACCCAGACGAGAACGUCAUCCUAGAUUUUAUUGAAUCGCUAAUACCACUGAGUGCAAAAAAAGAUCUCCUCCUAUAAUCUUUCGACGGUUAGUGAGAAUAACUUUAUGUAUUCUAUUCCCUUACAAUUCAGUACCAUACUUUCCUUAUUUGUAUGUAUAAAUCUCAAAAAUCG